AUGUCUCUCACACUUCCUUUUGCCGUUCCUUCUGCGACUCCGGCCUUGCGGGCAUCGGAGGAAUGCAGUUCCUGUCAUCAGCAGGGCACUCGCCUUGUGUCUGGUAGGACGAAUGGCCACUGGUGGUUGGGAAUGUCACUUGGAGGGCUUGUGACCGGCCUCGCGUCGAGAAGCAGGAAGUCUUUGCACGCCAAGGCGGCACGCUCAACCAGGCCGGCCGCAUCAGGGUGCUUGGUGCAAGGGCCUCCAGUCAGCUCAUGGAGAGAACUCAAUUGUAAAAUGCAAGCUGUUCCGGCAGAGAAGCCAGACAGAACGACGCUUUUCACGAAAGCUGGGCCAGAUGGAGUAUCACUGGGCGACUGCCCCUUCUCACACUCCGUGCAGAUGGCCCUGAAGCUGAAAGGUGUUGACUACGACGUAGUGCCUUGCACGGAGGCAACAAAGCCUGCGUGGCUGAUGAGUGAAGUUGGCGGCCAGAUGCCCUGCGUAGUCCACCAGGGAGUGGCCCAUGUCGACACCAAGCAGAUUCUUGGAUGGAUUGAACAGCAGUUCCCAGGCCCUUCCCUUGCAGUGGACGAGGAGUUUGUGAGCGUGGUAGACAGGUCGCAGUUCUGGCCGGCUCUGGCAGCAUUCACGAAGAACACAGACAGCAGCAAGGACGAGGGGCUGAAGCUUGAGCUGCAGAUGGCCCUGACGCGACUGAGGGGCCACCUGUACUCAACCGGUUCUAGGUUUCUGGCCGGAGACACACCGUCCCUGUUGGACUGCGACCUACUGCCCAAGCUCUAUGUAUUUCAACAUGCAACGAAGCACUUCAAAGACUACAACCUGGAUGAGUUCUUGAAGGGAGAUGAUGUCCGGAUGUACUACGAGCGUGCCUCUGCUCUACCGCCCUUUGCGAACAGCUGCUAUCCACCGGAUGUAUGCAUCUGGGGCUGGCAGCAGGCGCGAGGAUGA
Symbiodinium natans is the source of this 957-nucleotide messenger RNA. Lineage: Eukaryota; Dinophyceae; Suessiales; Symbiodiniaceae. The record is from the annotation of a GenBank genome assembly.